GAGGGAGCGAAGGAGCAUCGCGUGUCCGAGACUUUGUGUUUCUCUUCUAAUACCGCACAUAUCAAUAAUUCAGCGCGCGAGCAGACGGACCCCCGCGCUAUGCAUGCAGCUGCGCUCCGGCUUUACAGGGGCCGCGUUCCGCUCGUCACCAGUUAUUCCAUUAGUGAGUGAGAGGAAAAGGGGGGGGCGCAAAAACUGGGAAUGAGAGACUUUAGGAAGCUCAACAAAUUUUUGUAAAAAAAAAAAAAAUAAUAAACGAGGAAACGUGAGGAAAGAAACGUUCCGCGUCUCCGCAUAACACUGGGAAGAUACUUACGGAGAAUCCUGCUUUGGAAAAGAGAAUUGAAAGUGAUUUCGAAGAAACGGGAAUUGUGUUAACGAUAAGGAGUGGCCAAUCUGCCAUCUUUAUUGAAACAACAAAUAAAGAAAUCUGCAUAUAUUUGCUCAGGAUGCUGCGUUCAGGUGCAACUACAUCUCCAGUCAUGUUUGCCUUGCUUGUAAGUGCGCUGUGGCUGGCGGGACUUGCCGGCGCUCAGAAUGAGACGGAGCCCAUUGUGCUGGAGGGUAAAUGCCUGGUCGUUUGCGACUCCAACCCAACUUCGGACCCGACGGGAACGGCGCUCGGGAUAUCGGUGCGAUCUGGUAACGCCAAAGUGGCUUUCUCCGCCGUAAGAAGCACAAACCACGAACCGUCGGAGAUGAGCAAUCGGACAAUGGUCAUCUACUUUGAUCAGGUUCUAGUGAACGUGGGGAAAAAUUUCGACACAGAAAGAAGUAAUUUCAUUGCUCCCCGCAAAGGGAUUUACAGUUUCAAUUUCCACGUAGUGAAAGUGUACAAUCGUCAAACGAUCCAGGUGAGCCUCAUGCACAAUGGCUGGCCGGUGAUCUCCGCCUUCGCCGGGGACCAGGACGUGACUCGCGAGGCCGCCAGCAACGGUGUCCUGAUCGCCAUGGAGAAGGGCGACCGAGCGUACCUCAAGCUGGAACGGGGAAACCUCAUGGGGGGCUGGAAGUACUCUACGUUUUCGGGGUUCCUGGUCUUUCCCAUGUAGAGGACGAUAAUGGACCGAAGAACCUGGGGGACU
Messenger RNA from Brienomyrus brachyistius, 1085 nucleotides. RefSeq names its product cerebellin 1 precursor (gene cbln1). Gene Ontology annotation, molecular function: protein binding. The record is from RefSeq and is a predicted model, not a curated record. Bases 450 to 1052 code for a protein of 200 amino acids. Gene Ontology annotation, cellular component: synaptic cleft; glutamatergic synapse. NCBI's taxonomy places the organism in Eukaryota, Metazoa, Chordata, Actinopteri, Osteoglossiformes, Mormyridae. The transcript has 3 exons.